AUGGGCAUAAGGGAUACUCGCAAUGUACAACUUUAUAGAAAAAUGAAUUGCAUCAGCAAACGAAUCUUGCGGGCGCAAAACUCGACGAAUCCGCCACUGUUAGCUCCUGAAGCCUCGGGAAGAGGUCGUCGUCGCGGGAACAAGCGAGAAGGAAACGCAAGGAAGCGCGCCCCAAUUGCCGCUGGACGAGCAAUUGGGCACGAGCGCGAUCAAGAAGGUAAAUACCCAUUGGAAGGUGGUUGCAAAAGGAGCGGUGAAGGUCACGGAAUUAAGCCUAAGGGUGGCAUCAUGGACUCUCAUCAGCAGCAGUUUUGUCUCAAGUGGAACAGUUUCGGCAGCAAUUUAGCAACGACGUUCUCGAAUUUAUUCAAAAGCGAGAGUCUCACCGAUGUCACCCUGUUCUGCGAGGGAGUUACGUUCAAAGCGCACAGGUUAAUCCUCGCAGCAUGCAGCAAGCAUUUUCAGGAGCUUUUCGGUAUGCCGCCUUCUCCCGCGGGAUUGAUCGUUAUUCUCGAUGGGACGAGUGCCCACAAUAUGGCAUCCCUCCUCGAAUUCAUGUACCGUGGAGAGGUACAUGUGUCCCAGGAAUCUCUUAGCUCCUUCCUCAAGGCAGCUGAAUGCCUUCAAGUUAAAGGUCUAUCGAUCAUCGAGCACGAAAAGCUGGCGGUGGCACAGAGGCACGCUGCGGAGAGCAGCAACACCUCCGCGGACGCAGAGAGCAGUGGCGAUGUUACUGCUCUCCGUGGAGGCGGGGGUAACGGAGGCGGUGGUAGCGGUAGCGUCGGGGGUAGCGUCGGCAGCGGUAGCGUCGGCAGUGGUAGCAUCGGUGCUACCAUCGGCAACGGGGGCGGUGUUAGCGGCGUCGGUGAUAUGAACGACAUGAGCGAGGCAGUCAGGAACAUCAUGAAGAGGACCCCCACACCGGCGCCGUCGCCCGCCUCGGAAUACAUCGUGCCCAAUAUGUACGCCACCUCUCAUUAUUGCGAGAGCCUGCCGAAGAGGUUGAUGAGAUCGCCGAGCGACGUCGAUACGUUAGGAAGAGCGAGCGUGUUGCGCGACGGCCCUGCCUUCCGGCCGGCAUCCGCCCCGCAUCCACUGUUGGAAAAUCACUUCUAUCAAUCGUUCACCCAUCCCUCUGAAAUUCAUUCGCAUUCCCACACCGCGCCACACACGCCCACGGAACUGGAACAGCAGCUGGAACGAGCGCGGUCCGAGGAACGCAGCAAAUGUGAUCUCAAGGAAAGCGUUGCCGAAGACCUUCGAAUAAAACAGGAGCCAGUGGAGACCGAUCGAGAGAGGGUGGAGAAAUUGGCGGAGAGAUUGUCCAAGCGGGAAGACGAGGCUUAUCCCGGACGGGGGUUUGACGCGGGCUUGUACAGAUCGAACUCGGACCAUCUACAUGGAGCACAGCUGGGUCCGACGAUGGUGCCGAUGCCGGCAGUUCAUCCGCCGACUCCCGAUCAGAGUCCCGCCGCGCUUCCCGCUCUCGCUAUGUGGAACUCGAAGAUCAACAAGGCCAGCACUGUCUAUACUGUCGACGGCGGUAGGAAAUUAAAGUGUCCCUUCUGCGAGAGACUGUACGGCUACGAGACGAAUCUACGCGCUCACGUGCGGCAACGUCACCAGGGCAUCAGAGUGCCGUGUCCGUUCUGCUCGCGGACGUUCACCAGGAACAAUACCGUCAGACGGCAUAUUGCGCGAGAGCACAAAGUCGAGAUCAGCAUGAAGGACUUGCAGCAGUCCAACGAUUCGGUCUCGGACACUGUGCUCCAGUAACAAUGUCUUCGGCGUCGCUAUCACUCUCGCCGUCGUCACCGCGGUCACCGUCGUGGUCCACGUGCGGUGGUACCGGAAGCAACAGUUCCGGUGACCACUUCGCCAGAGCCGACCGCGAGACUGGACCGCGGUUAGAUCGUACGAGACGAGAGGAGAGGCUGCAGUUAAGUACCUUCGUUUUCCCUUCGUCGUCGUCAGCGAACGCCGUCCCGAUUCCUCGUCGCGAGAGCGAUCUCUCCGCGUGCGCGCCUGGAAUCGUCGAGAAAUCAUAUACGAGGGGCACGACUAUGAAGAUUCGUAUGGGGCAAAGAAACAUGGAGGAGGCACGGAACAACGAUGCGCACGGCGCCUCGAGUACGCUCGCGAAAACGCUGCGAAUCACAAAGCUAGUCAAUGAAAGUGCAACGGUCAAGUAAGGAUUAUUAACUAGGAGCUUUUUAAACGAGAGACGAGAGAUAGCGGGUGAAGGUAACGACCUGAGCGGCGAAUAUGGCGCAUAAACACGUACACGCAGAGCCGUUAUAGCGCAGGCGACUGCGACGAGAGAACCAAUGCAAACUCAGGUAAACUUAAAUCGUGGCACGAACAAACGCCAGGAGAAAAACGCUACCUUUUCAUAGUUCAACGUAGAUCGGAUUACUCGCCGUCGCAUUUUAAUCGUUAACGCAUUUUAAUCGUUAACCGGUUUACCUGUUUCUGAUACUACUAUCGCUGUUGAGAAGUCGAGCCUAUAGGAUCGCGACGUUCCGAUGGGCGAUACCUAUCUACGUUACGUUUACGCGCGCACCAGUGCCAAAGACAAGACGCUUUUUCUACUCUGGAGUAAUUCACACGUCUAUUUUCAGUUUCGCCUUUUCAUACAUCCGCGUACAACCCGCACUCCACUAUUAUAAUAUAAUAAUCGCGUUGGAACCCACAUAUCCGAAAUCGCGCCGAGACGACACCCGACGAAGUACACACAUUUUAUACAGUUACGAUUUUAUAUAACGUUUACGAGAGAUUACUGCGAUUUUAGGGCGGACGACUGUCGUGCGAUUAGCCGUGGGAGAGUCACGCAGCUGUUCACGCAAAGAUACUUCUUGGCGAAUGCGUGGACCUAGCACGUCGACCGAGCAAUAAUCACGUUGAUACAUCAUUGUACUAUGUCGACAUCGAUCUUUCUGGAAAAAAAAUGAUAAUAAAAAGAAAAAAAAACGAACGCAUUCACCAUGGAAGUUCGUCGCAACGGCUGCGAUGCCUCGCGGCGAAACGAUCACUACCACUUUGUUACCUGUUUACAAUGUUUAAAAUGCGGACUUUUGUCCGGAGCAAUAGUCGCGUACCGUGAAUAUAGAGUAUAGCCAUCGAUCACACACGUGUGAUCUUAAACAGUGCGCGCGGUUACGCGCGAAAUAGUUGCUAUCCCGGUUGUAUGAGAUGUGAUCAAUGCAAUAGAUUUAUAUUACACAUUACCUAUAUGUAUAGAUAUAUAGAGAUAUACUCCUAGUCAGGAUGGCACCCACGAUAUUACUUGUUACAGUAUUUACACUUUAUACAGAUUAAUCUGUCUUAUUUUUGUUCCGUUUACUUGUUCUCCCUUUCGUUUAUUUUUUUUUUGUUCUUUCGCAGAAAGUUUUUAAACGGUUAUUCUCACAACGAUACCCGCCUACCGUAAGUUAUCAGAGACAAUAGAGACGAUAUAGAGAAUUAUUUAGUAUUUAAAGCGCGUCGUGCGCGAGCUGGGGAUAUAAUGGUACACGAGAUAGAAGCCGAAGAGAGUUCAUUUCCGUUCUUUUAUAUUUUUAUUUUUAUUUUAGUUUUUCCUUUAUCUCUUUUCUUCUUCUUUUUUUUUCCCGUUUUCUAAUAACAUUCAACAUGCCAAAUAUAUACGUGAGCACUCGUCGCGCACGCGCGCGCAUAACUCUGCCAAAAGUAUGACAGUACUACCUCAUCGUUUUGCAAUGCAUUACACACAGGGAACACAAUAGCGAUAUAUUAUACAGUACAAUAAAACCUGUACAUUCCGUACAGCCGCUACUAUUAUUACUACUACUAUUACUACUACUUUGUCCGGUUAAUGUCGGAGCAGUUCUCCUGCCAUUGCUACCCUCUUGGUAGGGUAGCGCAAGAUCGUGGAUCUCGGAGCUUACACACAGACCAUAGAUUUUAAUUUGAAAUUGCUACAUGCUUCGCUUGUAUCAUAAAUCAGAAUCCAUUCACGCUAGUCAAACACAUGUACAUUCGACGUUUUGUUUCUUCGCUACAAUCAUUCCCGUCCCACGAAGUUCAUUCGUCCGAGAAGCUCCGGGAUCUUCGAUUCGCGCACGUGAUGUCUAUACGUAAAAUAGGUCCAUUUCCUUUUCGUUUUGUUGUCGCGAAGGGCGCAUUAUUGAAAUAACACAACAUGUAUGUACAACUGUGAAACCGUAGUGAGUGAGCGCGAAAGCGAGCGAGUGCGUACACAUAUGCAUAAGCAGUCGUGAAUGCGCGAGCGAAGCGAUUCGCGGGAAGGAGGAAGAGCCGCAAUUAUGCGUCGUGAUCCGUUGUCGAAAUUGCAACGCGAAAUCAUCCGACGUGUCGUCGGACGUUGCUGAAGCGGUCGCGACUGGUUGCACCGUUUUCGUCCCGGGGAUGAAGCGAAAGAGGUGAUAAUACAGAAUGGUGUUGAUCAUCGAAUAGAUCGGUGAGAUUAGCGCCGAUGUGCUGAUGAAGGAGGUGGUGGAGGAAAGCGAAAAUUAUUCGAGCGUAGGUGACAUCGAUUGUCCCGAGGGAGCGUAAAGGGAAGUUAAUCGUCGGGGAUGGGAUUAAUGAUGCUGGACGACGGAGAUUACAUAGUCAUAGAGAAGUUAAUUCCCGGGGGAGAAGCCGCGGGAAAAGGAUAUUCAAAGAUGUUAUGUGUCGUUUACGUAUGUGAUGAUAGGAACAUACACACACGCGCACACACGUACAUACACGUACACAGAGAGAUAGGGAGAGAGAGGAGGAGAGAGAGAGUUAUGGGAGAAACAUACGUACAUACGCACGUGGACAGCACACAUGCUCGUGUAAAUAGAUAUACGGUCGCGUAUGCCAAGUUAUAUAAUGAAUCUUUUACUUAAUAUAUAUACAAAAUAUAUAUAUUGUUUUCGGCUGUUCUGCUAAGCAGAGGCAAAGGCGGGAGGGGGGAAGGAUACCUUUAAGUGGUACAAUGAAUUAGCGUUAAGUUUAAGUAGAGGGAUCGGAGUUAUUUGGCAGAGUGGAGCGGCGAAAUUCGAAAGUUAGAAUAAUAACGUCAGACGCGGAAUUUCCGGAGGAGAGGGAGUUGGUUAAACCCAGGGUUUAAUUGUUUUGUCAUACGUAAGGAUUAGGAGUGCAUACGUAGUAAAGGUAUUUCACACCCGACACUUACACGAAAUACACACGUACACGUACAGCAGAUCGAGAAGAGCGAGAGGCAAUGUUGAUCGAGGAAAUUAUAAGAGAAAAGUAAAGAACACACGUACCU
Molecule: messenger RNA, 5239 nt
Organism: Mycetomoellerius zeteki
Lineage: Eukaryota; Metazoa; Arthropoda; Insecta; Hymenoptera; Formicidae
Gene: chinmo
Product: Chronologically inappropriate morphogenesis
Biological process (GO): regulation of transcription by RNA polymerase II
Cellular component (GO): nucleus
Molecular function (GO): protein binding
Source: RefSeq, a predicted model, not a curated record